Messenger RNA from Naegleria gruberi, 1653 nucleotides. RefSeq lists its product as uncharacterized. The record is from RefSeq and is a predicted model, not a curated record. The transcript has a single exon. Lineage: Eukaryota; Heterolobosea; Eutetramitea; Acrasida; Naegleriidae. Bases 1 to 1653 code for a protein of 550 amino acids.
AUGCCAAAACACAAUCCAAAGGAAUAUAUCAAGGACAACUCUCACAUGUCCUACAUUCAGGAUCAAGAGAGAAACAAUCCGAAUAUUCACAGAUAUACAGAAAUGAUGUAUUAUGAUUAUUCCUAUUUUUUGGAUGUUAUCCGAAGGGCUGUUCCUGUUGCAUUGAUUCUCUAUUCGGAGGAGGAAAGGAAAUUUAUAUUUCAUACAAGUUUGAGAGAAGUUUGUCCGAGGAAUAGUUUUCCUAGGUAUAUUCUUGUUCAUUUGCAAGAGACUGAGGAUUAUAGAAGUCGUUCUAGAUUCGGUUUGAUUCGGUUAGGAAAAUUGGGAAGUAUUUUGGAUAAAUCAAAGUGUGUUCCAUUGAAAAUAAUGGAAAAUGUUAAUGGAGAGAUGGUGAGAAGAGAUGAUUCGUAUUAUGAAGGAGAACCUGUUAUUUCAAUUCAAGAAUGUUCUAAUUCUACUUGUUUAGAAUUGGUUUAUUCUGAUUUUUAUUGGUUAAUGAGGUUGAAGAUUGAAUUGUGUCAGGAAGAUAUUGAAAAUACUAUGAUUCAUUCUAAACAAAUUGGAGAUACUUUAAUUAGUGCUCAUAUUCCCUAUAAUGGCAAUACAGCAUUUGAAUCAACAUCAAUCUCACCACAAAUUAACAGAAAUGGUAGAACAAAUAUUUUGUAUAAUAGUCAGUUUAGAUAUAAUCCAUAUGGAUUACAAUCUAACAUUUGCUUUUUCCAAUAUGAGAAUGAGGUGCAAACAAUUACUGACACCAUUGAAGCUAAGGGUUGUGUAAGUGGACAAUCCAGCUUGUUGGUCAAUCAGAAUAGUAAUGACAUCUUUAUAAUGAAUUAUGGUGGGAAAAAGCAUGGAUUUUACAAAGUAACACCAUCAACAAAGAUGGAAUUUUCAGAUUCAAUAAUUCCUCAUCAAAUUGACCAAGUUCCAUUCGAAAAUUAUGAUCAAUUCAUGCCAUAUGAUGAGAAUAAUUCAGUCAUUACAUGUCCAUUAACAGACACCAAAUAUUUGAUAUUCAUUUCGACGAAUACUCAACAAAGAACCACCACUUACCAAACUUUAUUCACUAAGAGAAUCAUAUGGUUACUAGUUGAUUUGAAUGAAAGAAGAGUUAAAAGAGUUUAUCCAAGAGUUUAUGAUUUGGCCAACCUGACCAGUAAAUCUGAUGAUUUUAUUACAGUUAAGAAAAAGGUUAGAAGAGGUAGAAUUGGAAAUGAUACUGUAUUUCCAGAUGGUGAUUUGAAUGGAGGUUAUAGUGACCCAGCACUGCUCAGUGAAAUCAAACCAUCAAAUAUUCAUUCAAGUGACUUGAAAGAUUAUGCAAAUGGUUCCUCUUCUCUUUUUGAACCAUUGAUUGACCAAAAACCAACCUCACUAAUUCCAUACCCAGAAAAGUGCAAAUUAGCCAAUACCAAGCUUUUCUCAUUUAGACCAUUUCCAGAAAAUCCAGAACUAUUUCAAGUUCAUUUCUGCUUUCCAGAAACUCAUGUAAUUCUCAAUUAUUUAUUAUCAACAGUAGAAAAGAUCCACACACAUGGACAAAGCUUUAGAUUUUACUUUAAAUUUAGAGAUGAAGCCACCAAAUAUGCUAAGUUAUUGAUAUUAUCAAAGGAAAGACAAUUCUCUGAUAUUUCAAUAAAAACUCACUAA